GGGCAAUUAAAAACAAAUCGGUUCCCGCCAAAUAAACACGUGCAGUUACAACAGGGUAUUUAAUACUUAUAGUUUCUGACAAUUUCAGCCAAACGGAUUUUGGACACAGGACAAGUCACAGAACAUUAUGCAUUCUUUUGCUGUAGUAAUCUUUUGCCUGUUUGCGGUGUACUGUUAUGCUGUUCCACCCGGAUACUUGUUAGAAGUAACCCACAGCUGCGGACAGCUUGGAGCAGACGGUUCAUCAGAUGGUGCAGGAGCUAACGUUACUGUUAAGUCUGAUCUGCAUGCAUUCGCAAAACUGACAUGCAAUAAUAAUGGCGUUCCAUUCACAGUAAAGAUGGCUGAGAUUAAUGACUCGAAUACUGCAGUAACAACAAACCUGUACUAUGACGAUGAUUCCACUGCAACCCCUGGUACAGAUUGCUUCUUUUUCCAUCCCGCUCAAGAAUCUGAACUUUAUGUCGUUGAGAUAGAAGUAUUCUGGGGAUUCGGGAACGCCACAUUGAUGGAAGAUUAUGAAACCUACACUAUAACAUGUACUACCAAUGGAGAUGCUUUAGGGACUCUAGGAAACAAAAAGAUUGAUGACAAUCGAAUUGUGAUAACGGAUGGCUUAGUACAUACACUUGGUGCUGAGUAUGUUGGUAGUUCGACCUUGACACUAAAGAAUGUUUUGGGAGAAGACAUAAAUGCUACUAAAGUAUCUAUGGGAAAGAAAAUUUACUUGGAUUUGUCAAUUACUGGUGGUAGUGAACAGGGAUUAACACCUUACGACUGUUAUGCAAGAAACAGCGAUAGUUCAAAAUCAUACAAGAUAUUAAAUGCAGGGUGUGGUGAUGGCAUUGUAUUUAAGAAAUCAGCAGGUUUUACAGUUUCUGGAACAACAGCUAAAAGUCCAUAUUUCAAAGUGUUCAAGCUUAUUGAAACUGACUCCGCCAACACUGCUGUAAAAUACAGCUGUUCAUUUACCACAUGUAAUAAUACCUGUGAUGGGUCCAGUUGCAGUCUUAGUUUUAGAAGUAAAAGAUCGAUAGACCAAGAUGAACCCAUGAUGAUGGCGGAUUCAGAAAAAUACCGCAUUGAGCUACCAACUAAAAGUGAUCAGAGUCAACGUGGGAAAGAGAGAAAAGAUGACGACACUAAGGAGCACGAUCUCUCAUCGGUGGCCUUAUUCUGUGUGGCAUUACUGGCAAUAUUAUCACUCAUUUUCUCUUUAUAUUCAUGUAUACAAGAACGAUCUCUAUCACAACGGGAAUGUGUUCCAGAAUGCCCACAAAGUGAGAUGUGUCCUUGUCCAGAAUAUCCUAGACGGGUUUAGGACAUUGUUAAAUCAGUGAUUAAAUGGUUCUAGUAUAUA
This is a messenger RNA of Mytilus trossulus (common blue mussel), 1360 nucleotides long. Its product is annotated as vitelline envelope sperm lysin receptor-like. Bases 128 to 1321 code for a protein of 397 amino acids. Lineage: Eukaryota; Metazoa; Mollusca; Bivalvia; Mytilida; Mytilidae. The record is from RefSeq and is a predicted model, not a curated record. The transcript has 10 exons.